Messenger RNA from Centropristis striata (black sea bass), 2810 nucleotides. RefSeq names its product BRISC and BRCA1 A complex member 1 (gene babam1). The coding region runs from base 129 to 1256 and encodes 375 amino acids. The transcript is spliced from 9 exons. Gene Ontology annotation, cellular component: nuclear body; BRISC complex; BRCA1-A complex. Gene Ontology annotation, biological process: protein K63-linked deubiquitination; mitotic G2 DNA damage checkpoint signaling; double-strand break repair. NCBI's taxonomy places the organism in Eukaryota, Metazoa, Chordata, Actinopteri, Perciformes, Serranidae. The record is from RefSeq and is a predicted model, not a curated record.
AGAUCAUUUCCGGUAAGGAAGUUGUCCGAUCAAAACAAAUGUUAGCUCGUCGUUGAAAUAUUUUCAAUGACUUCCAGUUUUAUUUGAAUCCAAGAAGUCUCGCAAUUACUCAUCACUAACUUGUAUCCAUGGAGACACCAGAGCCGGGCCCAGCGGAUGGAGAGGAACGUCUGGUGGAGCUGCGACCUCGAACACGCUCCAACCCUGAAGGUGCAGAGGACCGUCGCAGCAGCACGGGCAGCCUCGGAGGGAACAGUAACCCCAACAUACCUCAGCCCGCUGUGGGGAGUCGUGUUGAGGGCGAGGGUGAGGCUUCCACCAGCGACAGUCCCCCGAGCUCCACCACCACAACCGUCUCAGCAGCUGCAGCUCAGACUGCUGCUCCUGUUGCAGUAGCAUCAGCGGCGGCUGCACCCAGUGCCACGGUGCCACUAUCCACCACUGCCGUUGCAGCCAAAGAGAGGCCGAAGCCAACACAGCAGGCGGCAACUCCCAUCCCUCCGCCGGCAGAGUACCAGCUCAGAGUUCCCCGUGUCAACUGUCCAGAGAAAGUGAUCAUCUGCUUAGACCUUUCUGAAGAGAUGUCUUUGCCAAAGUUGGAGUCUUUUAAUGGAUCUAAAACAAAUGCCCUGAACAUUUCACAGAAGAUGAUUGAGAUGUUUGUCAGAACUAAACACAAAAUUGACAAACGCCACGAGUUUGCUCUAGUAGUAGUAAACGAUGACGCUCUGUGGUUGUCAGGCUUCACCUCUGACCCCAGGGAGCUGUGCAGCUGUCUGUAUGACCUGGAGACCAAUGUGUGCGAGUCCUUCAAUCUGGAAGAUCUUCUAAAUGUAAUUCGUCAGAAGAUCGAACUGCCAUCAAUGGACAAUGUUCAGACCAUCCCUCCUCCAUACGUGGUGCGGACUGUGCUCAUCUACAGCCGUCAUGCAGGACAGCUUCAGUUCAACCCUUCAGAGGCUGUUAGUAAAAUGCUGCAGUCUCCAUAUUUCUUCUUUGAUGUGGUCUACCUACACAACGGAGUGGAUGAGCAGGGGGAUGAGACCAGCUGGAGGGACAACUACACGUCUUUCUGCAACCUGGACUCAAAGGGCAUGUGCUAUCGCUUUGAGGUUUCCCUGAGCGGACCCGCCAUCGAGCUGCACAACUGCAUGGCCAAACUCCUUGCUCACCCUUUACAAAGACCUUUCCAGAGCCACGUGUCUUACAGCCUGCUGGAGGGGGAUGACCCCCAGGACAUUGAGGCGACAGUCUAAACGGGACACACUCAUAAACCUCUGUUUCUCUGUGAAAUUCAAACACUGUAGUUUAUUAGAAAUGGGAAGGGAUUUUCCAAAUACACCUUAUUACUGAGGGAUUUUCCAUUACCUGCUGUAGAGCAGUAAUUUGUAAGAACAUUUGGGAAAACUAGGCGUGGUUCUGAAGGAACAAGAGGGUUUCAACAGGUUACUAUUAACUCAAUCAUUGUGUUUCCAUGAAGGAACGAGUGAGUCAUUGAUUGUUCUAAGCUGCGGAAGUAAUAAAAUGAUCCGACUGUUAAGCUGCUAGAGGUUUCCUGAGGGAUGAGAUGAUGAAGUGGAUGUGAGAGAGUUCAGGACCAGGACACAAGAAGAAGAAGAAUUUAAAAAGGAAGGUGGUUAAAGGGAUAAUUCAGAGUUUUUUAAAUGGGGUUGUAUGAGGUACUUAGUAUGUUACCAAAGUUGUUGGCACUUGGUAGACCCCCAGGGUGACAAUAUCAGUUCAAGUGUGCACUAUAUUAAGACUUUUUAACUGCUUUCCGACAGAAAAACUGGAUCUUUUAUCAUGCUUUCUUUAAAGCAACCAGACUCCUUUGACAAAAACAGUAAUUUUACCUUCUUGAACACAGAUUUGAUCGGUUAGCUUGUUUGUGUUAAUGCCUGACUUUGGUGUUUUAAAGGUUUUGUUCAGAUUCACCAAAGACACACAAUUAUACAAACAAACUAACUGAUCAAGGCAGCAAAUCCCAUGUUCUGUAAAACGUGUAAAAUUAGUGUUUUUGUCAAAGGAGUCUGGUGGCUUUGAAGAGAGUAAAGAUGGAUACAGUAUAAUGGCUGCAGAAAGUGUAAUUUGAUAACAAGAUUAAUUGGUAAAUUUUCAAAAUAAAGCACACACCUAAACCAAUAUUGAUGUUAAUUUUCAAUUUUAGAUAGGGAAAAAAACAGUUUUGCUGCUGCCCCGUCUAUAGCACUACAUUGCUUAGCUUCCAUGCUGGUACACUGUUCCUCCAAACUGGAUGUAAUAUACUGAUUAUGGAUAAGUACCUCAUGCAACCCCACUUCAAAACAUCUGAACUGUCUCUUUAAAUCACAAGUCUUUGUUAAAAUCACUCCUUUGCCAUUUUAUUUUUCUUUCAAAUCUUAGCCCACACUGAUCUGUCUGUUAGUCUUAAAGGUCGAAAGCCUGUGACAGUUUCUGAUCGCUGGCAUUGUGAGAUGAACUGUAACAUAUUAGGCACCAUAUCACACAGCUUCUAUAAUAUCGCCUUUUCUUUUAGUUACAAAAACUCACCUUUUGUUGCCUGUUUUAAUGUUUUUUCUUUUUUCUUUUUUUUUUUUACAAGAGGUUGUUUUUAAUCUUUAGUCCAUUUGUCACUCGUGCAUGUUACACAGACAAUGAAAGAAUGUACGGUAACGUAGAAGCGGCCCCUCUUUUUACAAUGAUCUCUGUGGCAUCAAUGGAUUGGUUGUAAAAUAAGGCCCCUCGUACUGCCAGUCUAGCUGCACUUGAAACACUGUACAGAUGAGCUUUUUGAAGCUGUUUCUGAAUAUUAAAAAGGCAUGUUAAUGUUA